Molecule: messenger RNA, 414 nt
Organism: Ziziphus jujuba (common jujube)
Lineage: Eukaryota; Viridiplantae; Streptophyta; Magnoliopsida; Rosales; Rhamnaceae
Product: putative receptor-like protein 8
Exons: 2
Coding region: 1-414 (137 amino acids)
Molecular function (GO): protein binding
Source: RefSeq, a predicted model, not a curated record
AUGCUCUUAUGCGGUUUGGAUCUUUCAAGCAAUAAACUCACAGGAGACAUCCCACAACAACUUCCAACUCUCCAGGGAUUGCAAUUUGUAAAUCUCUCCGGCAACUUUUUGAAAGGAAGCAUUCCAAAUAACAUUAGCAACAUGAAGUCAUUGGAAUCUGUUAGAGUCGGUGACCUGAUUCGAAAAGCUCGCGGCCGAAUUCCUCCGGGCAUCUCAAGUUUAACUUACUUGAGUUCCUUGGACUUGUCUUACAACAAUUUGUCAAGAAAAAUUCCUUCAAACACCCAACUACAGAGUUUCGAUGCUUCUAGCUUUAUUGGAAAUGAACUCUGUGGACCUCCACUUCCAAUGAACUGUGAAGGAGACCAGAUAGUACCAACUGCUGAAAAUGGAGGACAGAAGGAAGGUGAUUGA